Sinocyclocheilus grahami is the source of this 524-nucleotide messenger RNA. RefSeq names its product decaprenyl-diphosphate synthase subunit 1-like. The annotation marks the transcript as partial. Gene Ontology annotation, molecular function: prenyltransferase activity. The record is from RefSeq and is a predicted model, not a curated record. Gene Ontology annotation, biological process: ubiquinone biosynthetic process; isoprenoid biosynthetic process. The transcript has 5 exons. Gene Ontology annotation, cellular component: transferase complex; mitochondrion. Lineage: Eukaryota; Metazoa; Chordata; Actinopteri; Cypriniformes; Cyprinidae.
GCAGAAGAGCUUUCACUCACGCGGCUUCAGGAGGCGGAAGAACAGAGAGCUCCACCGCUGCGACGCAGGUUUUAUUCCGGCAGGGCCCUGUAUAUAAUUUUAACGAACCAAUGACUAUUGCAAGACACAGGAAUAGAUGUCUGUACAGAACACCACGAGUCUGUUGCAGUAUAUGCAGUGAUACAAAGCUGAAAGAUCCUUUCUCACUAGCACAAAAAGACUUGCAACAUUUAUAUGACGACAUAAAAAAGCAGUUGCUCGUCUCUAAAGCGGAGCUGAAAGCGCUGUGUGAUUAUUACUUUGAUGGAAAGGGAAAAGCCUUUCGACCAAUGAUUGUAAUCCUGAUGGCUCGAGCUUGUAACGUCCACAGCAAUAAAGAGGGGGUUCUGCUGCCGGCGCAGCGCUCCAUCGCUAUGAUCUCUGAGAUGAUCCACACUGCCAGCCUGGUGCAUGAUGACGUUAUUGAUGAUUCAGACACAAGACGUGGCAAAAACACCAUUAAUCAAGUCUGGGGAGAGAGAAAA